GCCUCCAUGGGUCCUCCCCGGUAGCUUCCAUUCUCUCCCCAGCUUCCUCUGUUUUCUUUUCGACUCUCUAGAGCUCUGGUGCAUAGGAGGCAUCUCGCUCUCGCUCCCUGGUUGGUGUUCGAAUCCGGUCGCUCUCUCCACUUCGAUCUUCUUGAUAUGGAGGCUUGUCCAUCAAUCAAAAACAUUCUUCUUCUUGACUCCGAGGGGAAACGAGUAGCUGUAAAAUAUUAUACAGAUGACUGGCCAACGCUUGCUGCAAAAUUGGCAAAUGAGAAAUCUGUAUUUACUAAAACAAUGAAGACAAAUGCUCGAUCUGAAGCAGAGAUAGCAAUGCUUGACAAUUAUAUCGUUGUGUACAAGUUUGUUCAAGAUCUGCAUUUUUUUGUUACUGCUGGAGACGAUGAGAAUGAACUCAUUAUUGCCACAGUGCUUCAGGGAUUUGUUGAUGCAGUUGGCCUUCUUCUCAGGAAUGAGGUGGAUAAACGGAUGGCACUUGAAAACCUGGAUUUGAUCCUUCUUUGCCUUGAUGAAAUUGUUGAUGGAGGAAUCAUUCUUGAGACGGAUGCUAGUGUUAUUGCUGGAAAAGUUGCAAGCCACGGUCUAGAGGGGGCUGGAUCCCUGUCUGAGCAGACUAUAUCUCAAGCCCUAGCCACAGCUCGCGAACAUUUGGCAAGAUCCCUUCUUAAAUGAUGUGCUCAGUUUUAUCCUUUUCCUUUUCUUCUUUUUUUUUUUGGCUGCUGGUGGUGGUAAUGAGGGAUGGGGUUAAUUGAUUGUUUAACCCAGUCAAGCCUAAAUUUUCUGUAAGUUGGAAUGUAAUUUAUAGUUCAAAUUUAUGUGGGGCAAGCAGCCACGAGGAUUGAUUAUCUGGUUCUUUAAAUUUUUCUAAGACAAUGAGCUUGCAAUUUAGUUUGCAAUUACAAGUGGCAGGGAAAUUGAGAUUGCAUCA
This is a messenger RNA of Phoenix dactylifera (date palm), 946 nucleotides long. Its product is annotated as coatomer subunit zeta-2-like. Lineage: Eukaryota; Viridiplantae; Streptophyta; Magnoliopsida; Arecales; Arecaceae. The record is from RefSeq and is a predicted model, not a curated record. Gene Ontology annotation, cellular component: COPI vesicle coat. Gene Ontology annotation, biological process: intracellular protein transport; intra-Golgi vesicle-mediated transport; retrograde vesicle-mediated transport, Golgi to endoplasmic reticulum.